Messenger RNA from Galeopterus variegatus (Sunda flying lemur), 2437 nucleotides. It is a transcript of the gene SLC45A1, whose product is annotated as solute carrier family 45, member 1. The record is from RefSeq and is a predicted model, not a curated record. Gene Ontology annotation, biological process: transmembrane transport. Gene Ontology annotation, molecular function: sucrose:proton symporter activity. Gene Ontology annotation, cellular component: membrane. The coding region runs from base 13 to 2277 and encodes 754 amino acids. NCBI's taxonomy places the organism in Eukaryota, Metazoa, Chordata, Mammalia, Dermoptera, Cynocephalidae. The transcript is spliced from 8 exons.
GCCCUCCCCACCAUGAUCCCCCCAGCGAGUGGCACUCCUCCGGGAGAGGCCCUUUUCCCCAGCGUGGCUCCUCAGGACUUCUGGAGGUCUCAGAUCUCGGGCUACUCGGGGUCCAUGACCCGCCACAUCAGCCACCGGGCCAACAAUUUCAAACGACACCCCAAGAGGAGGAAGCGCAUUCGUCCCUCUCCGCCCCCACCCCCCAAUACCCCAUGUCCAAUCGAGCUGGUGGACUUUGGGGACCUGCGCCCCCAGAGGUCCUUCCGGGAGCUGCUCUUCAAUGGCUGCGUUCUGUUUGGCAUCGAGUUCAGCUACGCCAUGGAGACGGCCUACGUGACCCCGGUGCUCCUGCAGAUGGGCCUGCCCGACCAGCUCUACAGCCUGGUGUGGUUCAUCAGCCCCAUCCUCGGAUUCCUGCUGCAGCCUCUGCUGGGUGCUUGGAGUGACCGAUGUACCUCAAGGUUUGGAAGGAGACGCCCUUUCAUUCUUGUCCUGGCUAUAGGGGCAUUGCUGGGCCUCUCGCUCCUGCUCAAUGGCAGGGACAUUGGCACAGCCCUGGCUGACACCACCACCAACCACCAGUGGGGCAUCCUCCUGACCGUGUGUGGGGUGGUGCUAAUGGACUUCAGCGCCGACUCUGCAGAUAACCCCAGCCACGCUUACAUGAUGGACGUGUGCAGCCCCGCAGACCAGGACCGAGGCCUGAACAUCCAUGCCCUCCUGGCAGGUCUCGGAGGAGGGUUCGGAUACGUGGUCGGGGGAAUCCACUGGGAUAAAACCGGCUUUGGGAGAGCCCUGGGGGGACAGCUCCGCGUCAUCUACAUCUUCACCGCAGUCACCCUGACUGUCUCCACCGUCCUGACCCUCAUCAGCAUCCCGGAGAGGCCCCUGCGGCCCCCGGGCGAGAAGCGGACGGCCAUGAAGAGCCCCAGCCUCCCGCUGCCGCCCUCCCCGCCCGUGCCCGCGCUGCUGGAGGAGGCAGCCGGCGACACCGUCCCCUCGCAGGCGGCCCCCAGCGCCUACGCGAGCUUCUGCAGCCCCAUCUCCCCUCUCAGUCCCCUCACGCCCAAGUAUGGCAGCUUCAUUAGCAGGGACAGCUCCUUGACGGGCCUUCAUGAGUUUGCAUCGUCCUUUGGCACCUCCAACAUAGACAGUGUCCUCAUUGACUGCUUCACAGGGGGCCAUGACAGCUACCUGGCCAUCCCCAGCAGCGUCCCGCGGCAGGCCAUCAGCGUCAGCUUCCCCCGGGCACCUGAUGGCUUCUACCGCCAGGACCGGGGACUCCUGGAGAGGAGGGAGGGCGCCCUGGCCUCUGGCGCCGACGGGGACGUGUUAAGGGUGGGCUCCCUGGACACCUCCAAGCCAAGGGCGUCUGGGAUUCUGAAGAGACCCCAGACCUUGGCUCUCCCAGAGGCGGCCGGGGGAGCAGGUCCCGACACCAGCAGGAGAAGGAAUGUGACCUUCAGUCAACAGGUAGCAAAUAUUCUACUUAACGGUGUGAAGUACGAGAGCGAGCUGACGGGCCCCAGUGAGCAGAUGGAGCAGCCUCUGUCCAUGCGGCGCCUCUGCUCCACCAUUUGCCACAUGCCCAAGGCGCUUCGCAACCUCUGCGUCAACCACUUCCUGGGGUGGCUGUCGUUCGAGGGGAUGCUGCUCUUCUACACGGACUUCAUGGGCGAGGUGGUGUUUCAGGGGGACCCCAAGGCCCCGCACACGUCGGAAGAGUAUCGGAAAUACAACAGCGGCGUCACCAUGGGCUGCUGGGGCAUGUGCAUCUACGCCUUCAGUGCCGCCUUCUACUCAGCCAUCCUGGAGAAGCUGGAGGAGGUCCUCAGCAUCCGCACCCUGUACUUCAUCGCCUAUCUCGCCUUCGGCCUGGGCACCGGGCUGGCCACCCUCUCCAGGAACCUCUACGUGGUCCUGUCCCUGUGCAUGACCUACGGCAUCCUGUUCUCCACGCUGUGCACCCUGCCCUACUCGCUGCUCUGCGAUUACUACCAGAGCAAGAAGUUCGCAGGGUCCAGUGUGGAUGGCACCCGGCGGGGCAUGGGCGUGGACAUCUCCCUGCUGAGCUGCCAGUACUUUCUGGCCCAGAUUCUGGUCUCCCUGGUCCUGGGGCCCCUGACCUCAGCCGUGGGCAGCGCCAACGGGGUGAUGUACUUCUCCAGCCUCAUGUCCUUCCUGGGCUGCUUGUACUCCUCCCUGUUUGUCAUUUACGAAAUUCCUCCCAGUGACACCACAGACGAGGAGCAUCAGCCCCUCCUGCUGAAUGUCUGACAUCCUGGAGUUGACUUUGGACUCGUCCCUGAGUUGGGGGCUGGGGGCUGGGGGCUGGAGCAGGCCAACCAAGGCAGAACCAAAGGACCUUGGUGGACAGGGGACAGGCUUCCUGUUGAAUGUAAAUAGUGAUAAAAUAAUAAACAGCAGCAGCAAAGCC